AUGACUAUAAUCACUGAACCGGCCGGUUAUUGGCAGGUCAGAUCGGACCGGAAUCCGGCCGGUUUACAGAAAACGACGUCGUUUCCUUCCUUGAAAGGCAAAAAGCACGCGUUAUCCCCCAUUCCCCUCUUCUCCAACUCCUUCCUUCAGCAAAGAGCAAAUUGCCCCAGCCUCCACCAAAGAAAGCAAACCCUAGCCUCCACCAAUAGUUGUCGCCGUCUGUCGGAGUGGGAGACUGCUGCCGCCGUCCAUCGCACUCAAGAACUUCCGUCUUCGUGCUCUCGGGCCUCUCGCCGGAUCCUCCACGUUGGGUGCUCGCAUCUCGCCGUUCUCCUCUGUGCUCGGCUGCUCGCGCCUCCCUCCGCCAGUGAGUGCUCGAGCUGUGCGUGUUGGUUGCUGCUCGUCGUCCGUGGUUGUCUCUGCUCGAUCCUGCCUCCCAGUCUCACUCGAGUCUUGUCUCAGUCACUGGCAUCUCGUGGUUCGUCUGUCUCGUUGCCGGCGGCAGAAGCAACUCGUGGGGUUGUCUCUUGCUUCGUCGCCUUCCGUGGGUGGUCGCCGACUCGCCGUCGACCGUUGGCACAGCGUUGGGAGCCCGUCCCCAAGCCUCUCGAAAAAACUCUACCACAACCUCCUCUACCUCGUCCAAAUCUACCAGGUUAUAUUUCUCUACAGGGGAGGCUUCGACCCAGUAUAGAGGAAAUCAGUGUUCAUUGCUUUCAUUUAGAAAAAAGGGGUGAUGGCCUUCAACGGCUUGAACUUUGAAGAAGAAAUUUUUGA
Arachis ipaensis is the source of this 777-nucleotide messenger RNA. NCBI's taxonomy places the organism in Eukaryota, Viridiplantae, Streptophyta, Magnoliopsida, Fabales, Fabaceae. The record is from RefSeq and is a predicted model, not a curated record.